CGCACUUCUCUGCUUCAGGUACAACCGAUCCGAAGCUGCCGGAGCCGGAGCAUCCUGAAUCGAAUUUAAAAAUAUGGUACUACAGUCUUUAUAGAAGACGGAUAUCCAAGGGCAAACAAAGAAGAAGAGCGUCCUGAGCGCAAACUUGACACUUAAACUCUCAACUAACCCGUCACUCUCGAAAAUUUGAAACUUAUUCAUAGUUGUACGCAAACUCGUACACAAAAUCUGAAAACUUCCAGAGUUACAUUCGAAAACAAAACCUGAGACGCUUGAGUAUCAUCCUUGUUGAUCCUUGUUCAUACCACCGUGUGCCAUUUCACCUUUGUUAUUCACAGAGUAUGAAGCAACGAUAAGAUGUAUUUUUAAACGCAGCUCAGAAAAAUAAUUGUAUCAAGAACUUUUAAGGGCGAAUGUGACAUUUUUGAGUUUUCUGUAGAAGCUGCUAUGCCGUCUACCGACAAUCAGAAAAUGGAAAGUUCUGGCGAGGGAACAUCGAACAAUCAGGCACCUGUGCGUGGCGAGAGAAAGAGUUCUCGAGGCUCGAGGCAGAAGGCCGUGGAUAACCUGAGCAAAAAGUUCUUGAGGAACUUUGAUCCAGAACAUAGUGAGCGAGAGAAGCGCAAGCUGUAUCGUCGAUUGUACCAAAGUUUCAGAAAGCACCUGUACAACGACGUAGGUAUUUUCAUACAGACAUCGGACGAUCUUUGCGAUUGUUUGGACUUGGACUGUCCUGGAUGCCAUUUUGCAUGUCCUAAGUGUUCCUCUCACAAAUGUGGCCAUGACUGCAGGAAUAAUCGCAAAUGGACGUAUGACAAUAUUCAGUGUGAAGGAACCGAUGCCGUGAUAAAAAAUCCACUACUAAAAGAAGGUGAAAUAAAGUGAAAAACGAAAAAUAUAGGAAUACGUAUUUGUAAGUACAUCUGUAAAAAUACCUCUAAGAAAUAAUGAAGCUCUUAUUAUUACUCUUGUAGAAAUUGUAUUUAUAAAAUAGGUAAAGUCAAUCUGAUAAAUUUUUACAAUGCUGUCUGCAAAAGAGAAAUGUAUUUUGUACAAUUAUUUGUUUUAGAAUGAGUCUUUUGAGUCAAUCACGUUGAGUGUAUCGCAACGUGCAAAUUAUUUUAUGUUAUUUAAUCAAGCAGCUGUCCUACGUGUAGGAUAGAAAACGUUCUUCUUUCGCCAGAUUUAAUUUUCAGAACUGAAAUCUUCAUACAGAGAUGACGAUUUCGGCGUUAAAACUAUCUCAACAGUACUGAAAAAUAUAGUUGAAAUAAAAAAUAAUAGAAACAUUUAUUUGAAGAAUACAUCUAUAUAACUAAUAUUUGGAAUAUUUUGUGUGAUAAUAUAAAAAAGCAAAUGGUAUUAGCAUAUGUACAUAAAUUUAUUUGAAAGAAGAUAUUUAGUUUACUCUUUGAUAUAAAUAAAUUUCUUCUGUUUUCUACAUCGUAUUUACUAUUUCCUAUUUCUUACGAGUACAAAAUAGAAGAUAAAAAACGACACAUAUAAAAAUGGAUAUAUAGAUGUGAAAUACAUAUUUUAUUACAAAUAAAUGUAUAUACGCAUGCAAUUAAA
Solenopsis invicta (red fire ant) is the source of this 1572-nucleotide messenger RNA. RefSeq names its product ARL14 effector protein. The transcript has 4 exons. NCBI's taxonomy places the organism in Eukaryota, Metazoa, Arthropoda, Insecta, Hymenoptera, Formicidae. Gene Ontology annotation, cellular component: intracellular membrane-bounded organelle. Bases 448 to 885 code for a protein of 145 amino acids. The record is from RefSeq and is a predicted model, not a curated record.